CAGCCGACUAUUUUCGGCGGGAAGUAAGAAGAGACACUUCACUUUACAAUCACACUCCUCUUAGGACUUGCGGUGGAACGCAACUUCCUGGAUACUACUGAUUCCCAGGGGGUGUGACCUUACUGUCCAAUUGCAGUUUAGUGGCCGGCAGAAUGGCUUCCCCACAUGCCUCUGCUGCUAGUACUUUGCAGUUCCACACUGCACCCCUGGCGUCGGGUCAUAUUCCCGGCUCCCCACAUUCCGUCCAUGUUCUUAUGGAGGGGUAUUGCAGAGACGCGGGAGGGGACCUGUUCCAGGCAGACGGCUCAGUCACGCUCAUACGGGGACCCCUGACGGUGCUGGUUGACACUGCAGGACCGUGGUCCCGUGAUGCCCUUCUUCAGUCGCUUCGGGAUCAUGGUGUAGCGCCCACUGACGUCACCCAUGUGAUCUGCACCCAUGGACACUCUGACCACGUGGGGAACCUUAACCUUUUCCCUCGGGCGGAGAUCGUGGUGUCCUAUGACCUGUGGCGUGGCGGUUACUAUGUCGCUCACGACUUCCGUGGCGGAGCCCCCUACAUGCUGCUGGGCGGAGAAGGGCUGAAAGUGGUGGCUACUCCUGGUCACACCGGCAGCGAUACCUCCCUCCUUGUCCCUGGCACCUCUCUAGGGACUGUCGUAGUGGCCGGAGACCUUUUUGAGCGGGAAGGAGAUGAGGACAGUUGGCGCCAGUUGAGCGAAGACCCCCAGAGGCAGGAGGCCAGUAGAGCGGCCAUGCUAAAGCUGGCAGAUGUCAUAAUACCAGGACAUGGACCGCCAUUUAGGGUCAUAAAGCACGGACAGCAUACAUAAACUAGAUACACAGGGCCAUAUUUAUUGUAGGGACAGUAAGGAUACUGAAGGGGGUAUACUGAUACCCAGGCUGGGACAGUAAGGAUACUGUAGGGGGUAUACUGAUA
Xenopus tropicalis (tropical clawed frog) is the source of this 940-nucleotide messenger RNA. It is a transcript of the gene mblac1, whose product is annotated as metallo-beta-lactamase domain containing 1. The record is from RefSeq and is a predicted model, not a curated record. NCBI's taxonomy places the organism in Eukaryota, Metazoa, Chordata, Amphibia, Anura, Pipidae. The transcript is spliced from 3 exons. The coding region runs from base 153 to 833 and encodes 226 amino acids. Gene Ontology annotation, cellular component: cytosol.